AUGAUGCAGGAGAUUCUGGAACUUCUGGCGAUGGAUAGUUCCAACAAUAGCCCAGAACAAUCAGCUUCGACUGCAAACAGCUGCACUGACCGGAAUACCCGUCACGAUUCUCUUGGGACAGAGUUUGAUCGCAGCUCUGCAUAUGGCUCAAGUAAUAACGAAUCUAUGAACGAAGCGAUGAAAAAAAUCGUCGACUGUUCCUGCGCCGAUGACGUUGAGGCACCAAAAUCCUAUUCAGUAAAGACGACAUCGACCGAGAACGAAAAGCCAAGUGGCGAAAAAAAACCUUCAGCAGAGCAGAGGGACGUGCAACCGAGAGCAGAGUCAGCAGCAGUAGACCUCCUACCCCAGCAGACACAGAUGCAGGACCCAAUACCCAGAUCACUCAUGCCGCUGGCUCGUGAUGCAUCAACAAGAUUGCCAGUGUCCUCUGAUCCAUCCUAUGCUACUAUUCAACAGAUCCACGCUGGAGACGCUCGAGAGGUUUCGACUGCUUUUGAAACGGACCCACCGCCAGCUUCGAUGUCUGUGCCGAGUCAAAUCGCAGCUCUUGCAUCAGAAAAGCCGUCAAGUCCAAGGAGUUCAACAGUUGUUUUCAGUCCGAAAAAGAAAUCGUCGUCAAUGUCGAAGGUAUUGCCAACGGGUCAGCGUGUGCACUUGAUGAACUCGGCUGAAUUUAACGAACUUCGACGAAAGCUACGAAUGCAAACGGCGUCGCGUCGAUAUCGUAAACGGAGAAAGGAACAAAUACGCCACCAGAAGAUGCAAAUUCAGGAACUUCAAUCGGAAUUGGCUCACUUACAUGAAUACGAGUCACAGUGGAAGCAAUACCAACAACGGUCUGUCACCUCACUUCAGACUGAGCUAAAAACGCAUGAAAAUGAAGUCGCUAGUCUUACGAAGACGAUACAAGAUGCCGCGAAAGAAGAACUCGACUGGGUUGAACUGAUGAGUGAUCACCUUCGCAAAAAACGAGAUAGUGCUUCAAAUGAUCACCUUCGUCGGAUUCCUGAAUCCACAUGA
Molecule: messenger RNA, 1023 nt
Organism: Peronospora belbahrii
Lineage: Eukaryota; Oomycota; Peronosporomycetes; Peronosporales; Peronosporaceae
Source: the annotation of a GenBank genome assembly